GAUCAUCUCUACGAGGCCUUGGUUCAAGCUGGAAUUCGCACCUUCAAGGAUGAUGAUGAACUUCCAAGAGGACGUGAAAUCUCUUCGGAGCUUCUCAAAUCAAUCGAAGAAUCAAGGAUCUCCAUCAUUGUUUUCUCAAGAAACUAUGCUUCUUCGAGAUGGUGCCUUGACGAGCUCGUGAAGAUCAUUGAAUGCAAGAAAACACAUGGACAAUUAGUUCUCCCAAUAUUCUACCAUGUUGAUCCAUCUGAUGUACGGCACCAAACGGGGUGUUUUAGAGAAGCAUUUGGAAGACACGAAAAGCGUUACCUGGAUGAGAUGGAGAAGGUGAAGGUGUGGAAGGCUGCCCUCGCUGAAGCUGCCCUCUCUGAAGCUGGUAAUAUAUCAGGCUGGGAUUUGAAAAAUGUUGCUAAUGGGUUUGAAGCAAAGUUCAUCCAAAAAGUUGUUGAAGAGAUUUCAUGUAAACUGAAACGUACAUUCCUAGAGGUUGCUGACCACCCAGUUGGAAUAGCGUCUCGUGUUGAAGACAUCAAUUUGUUGUUGAGCAUUGGAUCAGAUGAUGUUCGCAUGAUUGGGAUAUACGGCUUGGGUGGAAUAGGCAAAACGACCAUUGCAAAAGCUGUGUAUAACCGUAUUUUUCGCCAAUUUAAAGGGAGUUGUUUUCUUGCAAAUGUUAGAGAAUGUGCAGGACAAUCCAAUGGCCUGGCUCAAUUGCAAGAACGACUUCUUUCUACAUUAUUAGGGACAAAGAAUCUAAACAUUGAUAGUGUUCACCGUGGAACUAAUUUGAUGAAAGAAAGGCUCCAUUCUAAAAAGGUUCUCAUUGUUCUUGAUGAUGUGGAUGAUUCAAGUCAAUUAAGUACCUUGGCAGGAAAUCAUGAUUGGUUUUGUCCAGGAAGUAGAAUCAUCAUAACAACUAGAGAUGAGCACUUGUUGAAGUCACCGAAAGUUGAUGGAAGCUACAUGGCUGAGGAAUUGAAUCACAAAGAAUCUCUGCAGCUUUUCAGCUCUUAUGCUUUCAGAGGAACCAAUCCAUUAGAAAAUUAUGCAGGGCUUGCAAAUAGUAUAGUACGUUAUGCAGGAGGGCUUCCACUAGCUCUUGAAGUUUUAGGUUCUCAUUUGUUUGAACAAGACAUGGAAGUAUGGGAAUAUGCAUUUGGUUUAUUACGACAAAUUCCUCAUGAGAAGAUUCAGAAAAAACUUCAGAUAAGUUUUGAUGCACUAGGUAAUGACCAAUUUAAGGACAUCUUCCUUGAUAUUGCGUGCUUUUUCAUUGGAAUGGACAAAGAUCGUGCCAUUACUAUAUUGAAUGCUUGUGAUUUAUCUGCUAAAUAUGGAAUCAGUGUGUUGAUUCAUAGAUGUUUAUUGAAAAUUAAUGAACAAAAUGAGUUGACAAUGCAUGAUCUACUUCGGGAUAUGGGAAGGGAAAUCAUUCGUCAAGAAUCUCCCAAUGAGCUUGGAAAGCGCAGUAGAUUGUGGCUUUAUGAAGAUGUAUUGAACGUACUUGGAAAAAACAAGGGAACAGAAAAAGUCGAAGGUGUGACUGGACUACCCAUGUUAAAUAUGAUACGGUGGAGUAAUAAAGCAUUUGUUGGGAUGCAAAAGUUAAGACUACUUCAAAUAAAUCAUGUGCACUUGAGUGGAAAUUUUGAACAUCUAUUUGAAGAGUUAAGGUGGCUCUGUUGGCAUAACUGUCCAUUGGAGUAUUUACCAUACAAUUUUCAUCCAGAGAAACUCGUUAUUUUAGACAUGCAGUUCAGCAAAAUUAAAGCACUCUGGAAAGAUGGCGAGAACUUCAAGAGCUUGAAAAUUCUAAAUCUCAGUAAUUCUAAAUGGCUAACAAAGAGCCCUAUCUUCUGCGCACUUUCGAUGCUUGAGGAGUUACUGCUUCAAGGUUGUACAGGUUUAAUGGAGCUCCAUGAAUCAAUUGGGCUUCUAGAUAAACUUGUUCACUUGAAUUUGAAAGAUUGCAUGAAGCUCAGGUAUCUUCCAGGCAGUAUCUGCAAGUUAAAGUCUGUGAAACAUCUAAAUCUCACUGGUUGUGCAAAACUAGAGGAGUUUCCAGAGCACGUGGGACAUAUGGAAAGCUUAACAGAGCUUCUUGCAGAUGGAACAGCCAUUAAACAAUUACCUUUCUCUAUUGGACUAUUGAAGAAUCUUAAGAGCUUAUCGUUGAAGGGAUGUAAUAGGCAAUUCACAAUUAAAUCCUGGUUGUGUCUCAUUUCAUCUUGGGUUUUACCGAGAAAAACUCCAGACUCCAUAGGAUUGUUACCAUCCUCUGUUUCAAGUUUGUGUUCCUUAACAAAGCUAGUUCUCAGUGAUUGCAAUCUGUCGGAGGGAAACUUACUAGCUAAUAUUUGGAGUUUAUCCUCAUUGCGAACCUUGGAUUUAGGCAGAAACAAUUUUUGUAGCCUGCCAUAUGGCUUCAGUCAUCUAUCCAAGCUAGAAAACCUUGGGUUGGAAGACUGCACAAGUCUUCAAUCUAUCUUAGAUCUUCCUCCUAAUUUACUUAGCAUAAAUGUUUGUGGUUGUGCAUCACUUGAAAAAAUAUCCAAUAUAUCAAAAGUGAAGAAUCUAUUUGUGCGGUUGAGUAACAUCCGAUUUGAAGUUCUGCAUAUUCUCUUAAAUCAGAAGAGGGAUGGAAUGGAAGAUCCUCACUGUUUUCAAGGUGCACGAAUCAUCCCCUUGGACAGGCACAGGCUCAACAAUUUACAAAAUCCCCGUCAGCAUCUUCAUGACAGGGAGUUACCCAGGGAGUUCCUCCAUCGACUAACAGGGUCUUUUCCGAUAGAUGGCCAUGAUAAAAUGUUUAAUGUAGGAGUUGCUUUUUAUAAAGCUGGGGAUGAAGAAAGCUGCUCCAUGGAAUUAGAUGGUUAUCCAUACAUCAGUGAUGACAUAAAUCGCAUCAGUUUAACUUGUACCCACCCAUCCAAAAAAACUUGUACCCCAACCUUGUUCUUUGCCAUCCCUGAGAGUAGUGGAGAUUAUGUUUGGCGACGCCAUGUAGAAGUAGAAGACUAUAUUGGGUUUAAAAUUAAAGAUGGUGAGCAAUUUGAGGUUUUUAUCAUUGGGCCGUCAUUUUAUCGAGAGAAGCAUUGUGCAAUGGAUCUGAUUGUCCGUCACAACAGAGGCAACACCAUUACCUUUUAUAGAUUGAGUAGUUUACUGGAGCACUUCUCCUAAGAGUCAUUAGAAGAGCAGUAGUGUGUAAUGGAUCUGAUUGUCCGUCACAACAGAGGCAACACCAUUACCUUUUAUAGAUUGAGUAGUUUACUGGAGCCCUUCUCCUGGAGACAAGGAUAAUCAAGAGGGUUGUUUUGGGAAGUAGUAGGGGUGUUCAAUAAAUUGAUACAGCCGACUUGAAAAAUCACUGGACGGUUUAGUGAGAAUAAACUGUCAGCUGCUAUAAUAACCCUGGUCUGUAAUGUGCUAUUAAUUAUUAUUGAUUACGUGCUUAAAGUGAAAUUCUAUGUUAA
Molecule: messenger RNA, 3476 nt
Organism: Camellia sinensis
Lineage: Eukaryota; Viridiplantae; Streptophyta; Magnoliopsida; Ericales; Theaceae
Source: RefSeq, a predicted model, not a curated record